UGUUUGGAAUGUUACAGGUUACGAAGACAAGCUGGAGUUGUGUAACUACCACCCAUAACAGUCAGCCUAGUGGGGAGUGGUGCAUAUCACGAGCUAUAAGUGUGGCCAAACAGGACGGUUCAACAUUAGACAGGCACCUGCGGCUGAGAGAUCUAUUGGGAUUGCUUAGGUGAACAUCUGCACUUUUUUCUAUCGAAACAUACAUGCAACAUGGAAUCUAGAACUACUCUGAUCUACAUUUUUACCAUGUGCACAAUUCUUCUUGAAGGCUGGGGGUUGCCUCUAGUGCCCCAGACUGACCCAAGUGACCCAUCUGCAACCCAUAGGGUCAGGAGCAAACGCUGCUCCUGCAACAACCAGCUGGAUUCGGAAUGCCACUAUUUCUGCCAUCUGGACAUCAUCUGGGUGAACACACCAGGUAAGACUACUGUGUAUGGAUUGGGCAGUCCGCUAACUCGCCGGCGCAGGUCUACAGGCCGCUGCUUCUGUGCCAAUCCUGCAGAUCGGACAUGCAAUGUAUUCUGUCACUACAGCUCUGAAAACCAUGCCAUCACGCUGGUGCACCCAUCUGAACCUGUGCCUGAAAAACAGGAACAACCCAAAUCCGAUCAUGUGACUGCCCUAAUUAACUCCGAAAAUGCCAGUCCAGGAGUUCUGGUUUUAGGGAAGUCUUCCUCCCUUGGAGCUCAGUCAAAUGUCAUAACCUUCCUCAGGAAGCUGGUUAGGGCUAGAGCCAAAGCAAUGGGAAAGGCAUCCAAGGCCAGUCAACCUGGCUACAGAUGAAGUCCUUACAUGGGAGAGAUGGAAGUGUGAGCACUUGAACAAAAGUUGACCCUUGUGAAACCAGGGGCAGCAGAACAUGCAUAGGCUGCGAUCUGGAAGUGGUAUUCCUCAAGGACAGUCCUGUGGAAACUGAGCCUCUGUUGCAGGUUUAAGACAGAAUGGCAGAGAUGAAGUUGUGUGCGACGUAAAGGAGAUACUUGUGAGUUAUGGACAAAUCAGACCUGUACAUUGGGAAAGCACAGAUGAGGUUUAGGUGUUAGCAACAGUCCUGUAGUGCAAACAGGACAUUAGCUAAGUGGCUAUGCUAGAGAUACCUGACAGCAUCAUAACUAGUCAAAAACACCACGUUUGAACAGUUUGAGGUAAAAUAGACAAGUGCUAAUGAAAAGUUGGUUGGAAGAGCACAAAUACACAAUCUGACAUAAUGACAACAUUAUCCUCAUGGUGCAGCUGAUGUUAUGGUUAUUUUAAUUUUAGCAGCCAAUAAGCUUUCUGUAGCAAUUGCAGCACAUAUCAGAAACCCUCCACCUUCCCCAGCUCCACCUGUAUAGAUCUGCUGGGGGUUGAUUUCAUGUAUAUUAUAUGUGAGGGUUAUUUCAUAUGUGUUAUAUGUGCAGCAGCAGUAUUUCUUAUAUGCUCACAGCAGCAUUUUUGUGGAUGUACUGGCAGUAGCAAGUCUCUGUACUUUAAACCAAGUAUUACCUGACCUUUAAAGUUGGCUUAGAUAGUAAUGAUAGUAAUACAAUAGUUAUGGAAUGUUUCAGUGAAUAUAGCAUAAGGAUGACCACUUUGUAUGGACUUUGCUCUUGUUUUUCAUAUCAAUCCAGCUUUACAGCAUUAAGUAUUCAAGUGAUGCAGACAGUUGUGUAUAUAUAUUGUUGUGCAAUCUGUAGCUGGAGAACUUUCCUAUUUAUUAG
Carassius auratus (goldfish) is the source of this 1700-nucleotide messenger RNA. RefSeq names its product endothelin-2-like. The record is from RefSeq and is a predicted model, not a curated record. Gene Ontology annotation, cellular component: extracellular region. Bases 211 to 783 code for a protein of 190 amino acids. Gene Ontology annotation, molecular function: hormone activity; endothelin B receptor binding. NCBI's taxonomy places the organism in Eukaryota, Metazoa, Chordata, Actinopteri, Cypriniformes, Cyprinidae. The transcript has 5 exons. Gene Ontology annotation, biological process: intracellular calcium ion homeostasis; vein smooth muscle contraction; regulation of vasoconstriction.